AAUUUGAAAUCCUGUGUAUUCUUCUUUACGUAGAGAGAGAAAGAAAGAAACUUACUGCUUCAAUUACUCCUCCAUUUUCAACCAUUUUUCAUCUAACAAGAUAUCCUUUCACUAUCCCAACUCCCAACUCCCAACUCCCAACUCUCUUUCCUCUCUGCACUCUCAACUCUCAACUCUCAACAAUGGCUACGUCUUUGACCUCCAUUGAAGAUGCUCCUCCUGCUGAGUCUGCCGUUGAGUACUUUCCUUCUCAAGAUCUCAAUCCCUUAUCUCACCCCGAUGAACACAUCCAGGAUUUACUUGAGGGUUUGAAUUCAAAAGAUUGGAUUAAGGUCUGUGAAUCACUGAAUGAUACUAGGAGAUUCGCUCUUUAUCAUUCUACUCUUUUGCUUCCUUUAUUGGAACCGGUUAUGAUGGUAUUGGUUAAGGCAAUGAAGAACCCUAGAAGUGCUUUGUGCAAAACAUCUAUAAUGGCUGCUGCUGAUGUUUUUGUUGCGUACCAGGAUAAGCUGCUGGAGGAUACUUAUUCUGCUGCUUUUGAUAAUUUGCUGCUGCAAUUAUUGCUGAAAGCAUCACAAGACAAGCGCUUUGUGUGUGAAGAAGCAGACAAAACCUUGAAUUCUAUGGUUCAGUCUCUUACCCCUCUUCCUUUGCUUCAAUCUCUUCAGAAGUAUGCCCGCCAUUCCAAUCCUAGAGUCAGGGCUAAAGCUGCCAUUUCCAUCGCCAAUUGUGUCUCCAGAAUGGCCUUCAAAGAUUUACAGGAAUUCGGGUUGGUUCCACUUGUUCAAGUGGCUGCUAAUUUGCUGAAUGAUAGGCUACCAGAAGCUAGAGAAGCUGCUCGAAGUAUUGCCAUGUCUGUAUACAGGUCAUUCACCGAAAAUGAAGAAUAUGAAAAACAAGAGUCAUGGCAAAACUUUUGCGAAUCUAAUUUGCCAGCUCUUCACGGUCAAUCGAUAAUCAAAAUCACGACAACCCAUUAAGCCUAUAGUUGCUGCUGCUGCCUUAUGUACGUACAGAGACGCCUUUUGAGAAUUUAGGUCUCAUCAGUUCGUUCUUGCGAGAUUUUAGCCGAUAUUAUGCUGUAUCACGUCCUUGCUUCCACAUUUGAGUUGCUCUUAAAGGCAUUUGGUUAUAUCUUUCUAGCUAAACAUAAUCGAGUUUGCUGUCGUAUCAGGGUGAUUAUGGUGAUAUGUACUCCAGCCUCCAAGUAUCGGCAUGCUACUUCCCUUCUCUGGUUGUCCAAUUGCUGCACAUCUUUUAUUUCAGGCAGUCGUGACAGUUUUAUCAAUGAUAUAAUAUGAUGCUUCUAUUGCUUCAACAGUUCUACUUUAUGUUGCUUGGACGACUCUUAUACUUGUGUCCGACUCAAUUCAAGUAUUCAACUUGACUAUUUUAUGACAUUUAUAAAAUUUUUUGAACCUUUAUUGAAGUGUUGAGUACCAUACCCAUUUCAGAGUAUUAAGGGUCCAACACAGGUA
This is a messenger RNA of Amaranthus tricolor (Joseph's coat), 1478 nucleotides long. RefSeq lists its product as uncharacterized. Gene Ontology annotation, molecular function: microtubule binding. Gene Ontology annotation, cellular component: cytoplasmic microtubule. Bases 183 to 980 code for a protein of 265 amino acids. Gene Ontology annotation, biological process: microtubule cytoskeleton organization. The transcript is spliced from 5 exons. The record is from RefSeq and is a predicted model, not a curated record. Lineage: Eukaryota; Viridiplantae; Streptophyta; Magnoliopsida; Caryophyllales; Amaranthaceae.